AUGAAAAACACGAAAAUUUUGGGAGGCGACAAGAUUGAUUGCUGUUCCUACGGAGGCAAAUUAUUGGAGUCGGGUCCAAUUCCUGAUGAUUCGGGAGCAAACGCUCCAUUUGAUGCCGCAAAAGAAAUCAUGUAUUUGAAAGAACUUUUGAAGCAAAAAGAUCUUGUUAUCGAGAAUCAAGCCAUAGCAAUUACCGCUCUAAAAGAACAGUUGAGCCUACUAAAAAGCAGCAGACUCUUUGAAGAGCAAACUCUGGAUUCUGCAAAUAGGGCUAAAUCAUCACAGACAGAUCCAAUUAAGCAAAACGCCCCCAAGUCGGAACACCUGAAUAAAUUUACAAAUAAAGAACUGUCUAGUGCAGUCAGUGAGGCUGUGUCACGUCAGAUAUGCUCUGAAAUAAUAGAACUGGAUGCGAUAACUCUAAAUGAACACUUCGAGUUGCUGAACGAAAAAAUCAGUUUUCACAUUACUAAACUGCAUCCGAAUACCAAAGUUGAGGAAGUCCAACAAUAUCUAGCACCGAUAGUUAGUGGAGUAGAAGUGUUCCAGGUCCCAUCAAUGUAUCCUGAGAGUUACUCCUCGUUUAGGGUAUUGGCCAUGGAUCACGAAGCGCAAAAAAUUCUGGAUACUUCCAUCUGGCCAACGGUAUCAACAGAGAGACAGACGUCUAGUGAGGCAGAAUCCCGACCCAAGACCAACGAUGGAGAAUUUGUGAGCAGGGUGGUCCAGGGGUAUGAUGAUGGUGAGAUUUCGAAGGCCCUGUUGUAUGAUCUUACGAAGGCUUUUGACUGUGUUGACUACGUCGUACUAUUGAAUAAAUUAGAGUUUUACGGCGUCAGGGGUAACCCUCUACAAUUAAUACAGUCAUAUCUAGACAGCAGGUUUCAGUACGUUGAGAGUGGCGGCGUGUCAAGCGAUAGCGUUCUCCCAGUAGUCUCCGGCGUGCCUCAGUGCUCGGUACUGGGGCCUCUGCUCUUCAUUAUUUACAUAAAUGAUCUGCCGCUGUCCAUACCCAAUGCAAACGUGACCCAGUUCGCAGAUGACACUGCCGUUCUUUCAAAGGCUAGGAAUCAUAAAAUGCUUACUGAAAACGUUGAUGAGACUAUCAAUUUGUUAACAAGCUAUUACGUGAUCCAGCUUAGAAGGCACCAAUAA
This is a messenger RNA of Cylas formicarius (sweet potato weevil), 1155 nucleotides long. RefSeq lists its product as uncharacterized. Lineage: Eukaryota; Metazoa; Arthropoda; Insecta; Coleoptera; Brentidae. The transcript has 5 exons. Bases 1 to 1155 code for a protein of 384 amino acids. The record is from RefSeq and is a predicted model, not a curated record.